CUCCCGGGGCGCAGGGAGGGCAGGGCACGGAGUCAGGGCAGGAUCCGGCCUGGCCCGGCCAGGCUCGCUGCUGCUGCUGCUGCAGAGCCCGGGCUGAGGUUUGGGCAACCUCUCCGGGACUGCCGGCGGGAGGAGAGCGAGGAGCCACCGCCAGGCUCCUCCUUGCCAAGUGCUGAAUCAGGCAGCUACUGGCCGGGGCCGGCUACCCGGGCCCUCACCUGGAGGGAAAUGGGGAGGCCGAGGGGGCUCGGGAGUUUUUCCUGUGGCCUUAAAGGUCGAGUGCGUGGGGGAUGUACACGCAGCCACCCGUGGCGUGGGCGUCGGGGUUUAUCGGGUCGGUGUUUCAGGCAGAUAAACCAUCGCUCAGCCUCCUAACUCGCGUGUAAAUAGACGCACCACAGAACAAAGAGCAGAAACAUUUAAUUGAUGGAAGACAGAUUCUCCCUAAAGAGAAAAAAAGAGAGAGAGAGAAAGGGAGGCUUAAUGCAAACUCCGCAGUUCCUAUUUUCACGGCUCUUGUCUGACCUAUAAAACAGGUUAUUACAUUACUGCAGGCGACCGCUGAAACGCCCGAAAGCAAGAAGAGGGGUUUCUCCCCACCCCCCCCAGCCCGACUUUCCCCGAGCAAUAGAUCCCCUUUCCGUAAUCCACAGCCGAACCACCUAAAAGUCUGUCAGUCGCAAAAUUGCGUGGUAGAAAAUCCCUAAUGGAUGCCACAUGGGCGAUGCUGCGAUGCUCCCGCCGGCCGCGCCGCGGAGCGCCCGGAGCCCCGCGCAGGCACCGCGCACCGCGGGGGGAGCCGGAGGGGAGGGAGAGGGCGAAAGAAAAGCCCUAAAAAGCGAGGAAGGCUGCUCGACGCCGUGACAGGUUGGAGGGGGUGGGUUUUUAUCCCCGGGGAUGGAGGGGGAGGGAAAGGGAACGGCUUCCCGAGGAGGCAGCACUCCCUCCUCCGUGCCGGGGGAUGCGGAGAUGCCCGGGCAGGGUGCGGUGGGGCUCCCCCGGGGUUUAUUCCCCGCUGUCCUCGGCUGGGUCAGCUCUGGGUGCUUGUGCUGGGGGGGUCUGCCGCGGGUGGGAGAGCUCCAGGAGUGCGGGCAGCGUCAGGAAGCCUCGGGCCGGGGCAGCCGGGGCUGCCGUGUGUCUGUGUGUGUGUGUGUGUGUGUGUGUCAGGCCCUGCGGCUCAGCCCUGGAGCCGCUCGGCACCCACAGGAAUGUGGCUCCUCUCGGCUCCCCGAGCUGCCCCGGCUCCACAUGGAAGUAGCCGCCAGGAAAAGAGAAGGGAGGGGAAGAGAGAGAGGGGGGGAAAAAAAAAAAAAAAAAAAAAAAAAAAAAAAGAAAAAGCCCCGAGCCAGCAAUCCGCUGAGCCCAAACCCAGCGUCAGACAAAGGACAGUUCAUCCCAUCCCCUUCCCGGGGAGGCCCAGACAAGCCAGGCUCCCCUCCGGCCGCUGCCGGAGCCCCGGGGUGCGCCUGGCCGGGGGCAGGCGCCGGGGGGAGCGGGGCGGGGGGGCCCGGAGCAUCCCCAGGGGCUGCCGGCCGGACACUUCGCGUGUGCUAGCCGGGUCUGGCUGCCCUCCCCCGGGACGCCGUGCCAGGCUCCUGCCCCUCCAAAUGGGAAGAAAUUAAUGGUGGAGAGAGGGAACCGAGCCGAGGCUGGAGGGGGGCAAGGGGAGCAGUGCCGGAGCCGGGGCUCCCCGGAGGGGCAAAUCCAGCUCUGCCCGCAUCCCGCUGCCCCGCAGCCCUUCCGGCACUCCCUGCCCCUGCAGGUUACAAGAG
Molecule: messenger RNA, 1772 nt
Organism: Oxyura jamaicensis (ruddy duck)
Lineage: Eukaryota; Metazoa; Chordata; Aves; Anseriformes; Anatidae
Exons: 2
Coding region: 711-1622 (303 amino acids)
Source: RefSeq, a predicted model, not a curated record